ACCAACAAUAUGAGUGUGCAGCCUCGAUCGCGCGUGCAUUGGGGGAAUGCACACGCAGUUUAUAUUCUGCAUUACAUUGUAACUACAUCUUAACAGUGAACAUUAAGGUUCUUCUCCCUGUGCGUUUUGAACGCGUACAUUUCUCGCGCGUCACAGAAACUCUCAACAAUGUCGACAGUCUUCUCUUUCCAGACACAGCUCGUCUCCAUCAUGGACGCGUUAUCCAAAACAGCUGUAAUGGAAAUAAGCAAACUGGUGGAGAUUGAGUCGAAGAUGCUGAAAAUAGAGAUAAACCGAGGGCGGAACGAAAUCGUCUCGCUCACAGAGAAACUGCAGCUGAUGGAGAAACUGCUUUACAUGGCGCAGGGGAGCAGACAGGACGCAGCAGCAUGCUCACUGGUUAGGGACGCUUCAGCAAACAGAGUAUUGGAGUCUGACAGGACAAGACCUGCCAUAAAAAGUGAGAUCCUAAGGGAAAACAUAAGUUCCUCCACUGAAAGUAGCACGUUGCAUCAUGGAGAAGAGCAAGCUCUACCUGAGGUUAGAAACACACCGAAAGAGCAGCCCGAUCUUAUUGUGGUAAAGGAAGAGUUGCUGGAGGUGGACACUGGAGACACUGAACAAGACAGGAGAACUGAAAACGGAAAGGAAGCAGUCACAGAAGCUCAGCGGAGUUCAGAUGUAAUGCAGCAUCCCAAACCAAUCGCAGAACAUCAGUCGUCCAUGUUCACGGAUAGUUUUGCGAGCAUAAGCUCCCACUCAUCUCUUGCUGGACCAGGAAGGAGGGAAACACAAUGGAAUCCACAGUUUGCACUUGCAAGCACAAAUCUGGAGGUUGGAAAAAGCAUUGCUCAAAAUGUUGCAUCCCAAAGCUUAAGUGUGCUCAGAAAUAUGAAGAUCCACAACUUAAGGAACUCGGCUGCAAAGAGGUUUGGCUGCUUGCAGUGUGGCAAGAGCUUCAGGUGCUACAGUCAACUUGAAAUACACCAGAGAAGUCACACAGGAGAGAAACCCUUUAGGUGCACGCUAUGUGGAAAGAGAUAUGCACAGAAAGGACAUCUGUAUACACACCAGCGCACACACACCGGGGAGAAGCCUUACCGCUGUCCUAUUUGCGGAAAGGGCUUCAUUCAGAAAUGCACUCUUGAUAUGCACCAGCGAACACACACUGGAGAAAAACCUUUUGUUUGCAUCAAAUGUGGCAAGGGUUUUACAAAGAACUGUAAUCUGAAAAAACACCUUGCAGUACAUUUAGAUCCUAGUUUGAACAUGUAUGGUCAUGAAUCUGAUGCACCAACAUUCAGUGCAUCAUUAAUUAAUGGAACCACUACGAGUUUAGAAAUUUCCCACAAUCCUUUGCGAUUCAGUUAUACAUAUUUUACCGAGGAACAGCGUUGCAACGCUGGUAAAAUUGGCCAUAAUUCUACAAUAUUUAGCCUUCCAGCCGAGAUGAUGUGCGAUACCACAAACCGGAGUUUUCGGACGCAGUUGACCGCCGUCCUGGACAAACUAACGAAGGCGGCUUUGGUUGAAAUAGGCAACCUCGCUGACGAGUGCUCCUCCGUCCUUCACACCGAGAUUUCGCUUCAUAAAACGGAGAAUGAGGCGCUGAAGAAGAGAUGUUACUCACUGGAGGUCCAGCUGAGAGCAGCGAGGGAAGCACAGACCUAUACCAGCCACGUUAACAGCGUCAGCCGGCGGCACCCUGCAGGUCAGGACGAACAGCAGCAACCCGCUCCAGCAAUCGAUGGAGUUUUUGGAAAGGACUGGUGUAUGGACUUUUGGAGAGAAGAGAAACUGCCCUCUCACAGAAAAGAAACAAUGGAGCCAACUGCUAUGACAAGCAUGGGAGUGCAGGCAAUAGACUUGACAGAGAGAGAACCUGAUCUCAUCUUUGUCAAGGAGGAGAUGUAUGAUGAUCACCCUAUUGGCCAGCAGAUGAGUUUCACAGAGAACAGGAAAAUUGUUGGAAUGUUUGAGGAGGACAGCAUGCUUCCUAGAUCUGUUGAUGAGCUACAGCUUCACUCAGGGGAAUUAAACAACUUUCCUGUGGUGACUGAAAAUCAAACACAACAACGCAUACAACCAACAAUUAUGGACAAGUUAAUAGAAGAUGCAACAAUGAGCACUCUGGCUGACAACACAAAUCCUUCUUCAGCCAUGGCUGAAUACUCUGACUAUACAGAUGACAUCCACAUGAAUACAACUAAAGCACCCGCUAUUCAGCCAAAACCUGCGAAGCCAAUGAGACAUUUUGAGUGCUUAUUCUGUGGGAAAAUGUUCAACUACUUGAGCAGUUUAAAAGUCCACAUCAGGCGACACUCUGGUGAGAAGCCGUUCAGCUGCUCAGUUUGCGGGAAGCGGUUUGCUCAGAAAACGUAUCUGAAACUGCACCAGCGCGUGCACUCGGGGGAGAAGCCAUAUAGCUGUCCAAGCUGUGGCAAAAGUUUUUCCCAGAAAAGCUCUCUGAACAUACAUCUUCGGACACACACUGGUGAAAAGCCCUAUAGUUGUGUGGAUUGUGGGAAGUGUUAUGCAUACAAGUAUGGUUUAAAUCAUCACCAGUGUUUCACUUGA
Solea senegalensis (Senegalese sole) is the source of this 2577-nucleotide messenger RNA. RefSeq names its product gastrula zinc finger protein xFG20-1. The coding region runs from base 169 to 2577 and encodes 802 amino acids. Gene Ontology annotation, biological process: regulation of transcription by RNA polymerase II. The record is from RefSeq and is a predicted model, not a curated record. NCBI's taxonomy places the organism in Eukaryota, Metazoa, Chordata, Actinopteri, Pleuronectiformes, Soleidae. Gene Ontology annotation, molecular function: DNA-binding transcription factor activity; RNA polymerase II cis-regulatory region sequence-specific DNA binding. The transcript has 8 exons.